This is a messenger RNA of Callorhinus ursinus (northern fur seal), 2982 nucleotides long. It is a transcript of the gene MTMR11, whose product is annotated as myotubularin related protein 11. Gene Ontology annotation, biological process: phosphatidylinositol dephosphorylation. The record is from RefSeq and is a predicted model, not a curated record. Lineage: Eukaryota; Metazoa; Chordata; Mammalia; Carnivora; Otariidae. Gene Ontology annotation, cellular component: membrane; cytoplasm.
GUUACCCAUUUUUUCCUCACCUUUUCCAGGCUCCUCCACUUUUUCGAAACUGUGUGUAUUCCCCUUUAAGGGGCUGGGCAUCUCUCCCGCCCUCUCCAGAGUCGACUGAAGUUUCCGAGGAGCCUCCUCUAGCUGGGUUGGACACACCUUUCAAAGACCCCUAAUCGUGCUCCGUGCACCUCAAACGCUCCUUUCCCUGGUGCUGUCCCCUGCCCCUCUCCCUGACUUCCUUCUCAACUACAAGAUUCAGCCUCUCCCUAAGGGGCUUGAGCAUCCUCAAGGUUUCCCACCCUUCACUGCUCCGUCCCCGGAUGGAGCCAGAGAAAUGUGGUGGGGGGGUCGGGGCCAGAGUUUCAACAUCGCCCCCCAGAAGGCGGAGCCAGACAUGGGGCUCUCUGGACCAAAGUCUGUCCAGAGGACUGGGAUGCUGGAGUCCAGGAGUUGUCAGCUUGGCAGUCACCUGGCCUCGGGAUGCCUCCCAGGGGAGCAGAUCCUAGCAUGGGCCCCAGGGGUGAGGAAGGGGCUGGAACCUGAAUUGCCUGGAACCCUGAUCUGCACCAACUUGAGGGUCACCUUCCAGCCCUGUGGAUGGCAACGGAGUCAGGAGACUCCCCUGAGCAGUGAAUAUGAUUUUGUCUUGGUCAACAUUGGGCGAUUAGAGGCUGUGAGUGGCCUGUCCAGAGUCCAGCUCCUCCGUCCAGGGUCCCCACUUAAAUUUACCCCUGAGGAGAUCCUCAUUCAUGGCCGAGACUUCCGGCUGCUCAGAGUUGCUUUUGAGGCUGGAGGACUAGAGCCUCAGGCCUUUCAGGUGACCAUGGCCAUUGUCCGAGCCAGAGCUCAGAGCAGUCAAGCCCAACAGUAUGCAGGGAUAUCCCUGAGCAAGGCUGGCCAGAGUUCAGGGCCCAGAAAACCACCUAUUCCCCUCUUGGAGACAUCAGAAGACUGGGAGACUGAGCGGAAAAAGCAGGGGGCCGGGAGCUGGAGGGUCAGUCCUGUCAAUGAGAGGUUCGACGUAGCCACCAGCCUCCCCCGUUACUUCUGGGUCCCUAAGCGAACUUUGGACAGUGAGGUCAGGAGAGCAUUUGGCCACUUCCAUCAGGGCCGUGGACCGCGCCUGUCCUGGCAUCACCCUGGGGGCAGUGAUCUUCUCCGCUGUGGUGGCUUCUAUACAGCCAGCGACCCUAACAAGGAGGAUAUCAGAGCAGUGGAGUCAAUGCUCCAGGCUGGGCAUUCAGAUGUUGUCCUGGUGGACACUGUGGAUGAGCUGCCUAGUCUUACAGAUGUCCAACUUGCCCACUUGAAGCUGAGGGCCCUCUGCCUGCCUGAUUCAUCUGCGGCCGAGGAGAAAUGGCUCUCAGCCCUGGAAGGAACACGAUGGUUGGAUUAUGUCAGGUCUUGUCUUCGAAAGGCCAGUGACAUCUCAGUCUUAGUGACAUCCAGGGUUCGCUCUGUAGUACUCCAAGAGCGCGGUGAUCGUGAUUUCAAUGGCCUCCUCUCUUCACUCGUCCAGCUGCUUUCAGCCCCUGAAGCCCGAACACUGCUUGGCUUCCAAUCACUAGUGCAGCGAGAGUGGGUGGCAGCCGGACAUCCCUUCCUGACCCGACUUGGGGUAACUGGAGCCAGUGAAGAGGCUCCAGUGUUUCUCCUCUUCCUUGAUUGUGUCUGGCAGCUCCUCCAGCAGUUUCCAGCUGAGUUUGAAUUCUCAGAGUUUUUCCUUCUUGCUCUUCAUGACAGUGCCAGGGUUCCUGACACUCUCACAUUCUUGAGAGAUACUCCCUGGGAGCGUGGAAAGCAGAGUGGACAGUUCAACUCCUAUACACAAAUCUAUACUGCAGGGUACUCCCAACUCCCUGCUGGGAACUCUGUUAACCCACAACUGUCUGUCUGGGACUGGGAUUUACGCUACAGCAGUGAACAGAUACUACAAUUCCAUAACCCUGGCUAUGACCCGGAACACUGCCCAGAUUCCUGGCUCCCUAGACAGCAGCCAAACUUCAUGGUUUCUGGACCCCCCAGUUCUGUGUGGCUCUUCUCCAGAGGGGCUCUGACCCCCCUGAAUCAGCUCUGUCCUUGGCGGGACAGUCCCUCCCUGCUGGCAGUCUCUUCUCGUUGGCUCCCUCGACCUGCUAUCUCCUCUGAAAGCCUGGCUGAUCAGGAGUGGGGACUCCCCUCACACUGGGGAGCUUGCCCUUUACCCCCAGGGUUGCUGCUGCCUGGGUAUCUGGGACCCCAGAUCAGGCUGUGGAGACGCUGCUACCUGAGGGGAAGGCCUGAGGUCCAGAAAGGCCUCUCAGCUCCCACAAUCUCUGGCCUCCAGGAUGAGCUAUCCCAUCUUCAGGAGCUUUUAAGGAAAUGGACACCAAGAAUAUCUCCUGAGGAUCAUUCCGAGAAAAGAGAUCCAAAUACCAUUGUCUCCCAAUCCCGUUGAAAUCGCUUUUUUAUGGGCACGGCAGAGGGUGAUCUGGGGUGAGGGAGGGUUCUUUUUAAUCUUCCAAUUUUUCUUAUCUGUUCUUGCUGUCUCAGCUUUUGACACUCCAGCCCUCAACAAGCUCACUGACCUGGCUUUCCGUUGCAGAUGGGUGGCGCUAACCUCCCAACAAGAGUUGCCCUGUCCUGUUUCGUUCUUCCAGAUAGGUUUCUUAGGAUUUCAGGAAUUAAGAAACAAAAGCAAUCCAGAAUACGAUUACCUUUGUUUUUUUUCAGGGCAAUUCUAUCCCUUUGGAUAUCCAGCUGUUAAAAUUGUGAGAUGAGAGAUGCUGUUCAUCAGUUCUAACAAGAUGGCCUACAGAACUCAUUCUCACCUCCUCUUGCUGCUUCUGUAAUUCCAAUUUCUGUUUCUUCCCUUUAGUUUUCUAUGGGUAUGCAGUGGGUAUGGGAGGCACCCUGUCUCUGCCAAUUGUAUAUUUUGUAGUAACAUUUCUAUUUAAGGAGUUCAUUAAAAACAGUAUUUAUACACGGUGCUGGCAUUACCUCUUGUGUCUG